AUGACAUUUGCUCUGAUCACUAUUCCCAAUUCUACCUUAGAUGAUCUAAUUACUUUUCUUGUGGUUGGUCGAACUCCAGAUGUAAUGCUCAAUUUGGUGUCUCCUACCAAUAAGCUUUUGAUUAAAUACAAAGAUUUUAUGGAGCCAACUCCUUUUGGUAUUCUUCCUAAGAAGGUUACUUUUGAAGCGGCAGAGGGAUCUUCCAAAGAAGCCAAGGUUAUGAAGAUGAAGAAGCAAACUGUGAAACCUAAAGCAGUUGAGGAAGAGGUUUCUAAAAAAUUUGUGUCUGCAAAGUUAGGAAAGGGGUUCUUAAGAAAACAAGGAAAUAUAUUCCUAAGAGAAUCAAUAAACGAUGGUUUUGACAUGCAACCAGAGAAGAUAUCUAAGAAGGUUACUAAUGAGGUUCCUACUCCAGUAGGUGUUUCAACUCCUGAUUAUCCUUAUACAAAGAAGAGAAAAUCGCUAAAAGUUGAACAAAGGAAAAAGAAGUUUAAGCCUUAUCAUGUUGAAACACAUAUGACGCAUGUUACAACUGCUACAAAGGAUGCAUUGAAUGGUUCGUUUCAUGUUUCACUUAGGAAGGACACCUCUGCCAAAUCGAUGUUCAAGGAGACAACUAAUCCUGAUGUCAAUGUGAACAUAUCUGAGAAGACAAUUCUGGUGGACAAACAAUCACAUCACUCCCAGAGAAGACAAUUUUCACACUACCCUAGGUUUCGCAUUCAAGUCCAAUAUGGAGGAGGACAAAACUUCAAAUAUCAAUGA
Lactuca saligna is the source of this 765-nucleotide messenger RNA. NCBI's taxonomy places the organism in Eukaryota, Viridiplantae, Streptophyta, Magnoliopsida, Asterales, Asteraceae. The record is from the annotation of a GenBank genome assembly.